This is a messenger RNA of Chilo suppressalis (striped riceborer), 4990 nucleotides long. NCBI's taxonomy places the organism in Eukaryota, Metazoa, Arthropoda, Insecta, Lepidoptera, Crambidae. The record is from the annotation of a GenBank genome assembly.
UAUCAUUGUUACUUAUACGAGUAAUAACCUCUCGUAAUACGAUCAUUUUUAAAAUGUUGUUGAAAUCAACGACUCUUCGGUCGAAGAGUCAGUUCAUGAAACGGAUUGCCUGCUAUUCUACAGCCACGCCUCAAAAAAUUAUAGCUAUAAGGAGAGAAGAUCAAUCAGUAUGGGAAAGAAGAGCACCCUUUUCCCCUUCGAAUGUGAACAAGUUGGUGAGACAGGGCGUGAAGGUUAUAGUGCAGCCAUCCAACCGCCGUGCCUAUCCAAUGCAGUCAUACAUAAAUUCUGGAGCGAUCGUUCAAGAGGACAUAAGCGAAGCGAGCGUAAUCUUCGGUGUGAAGCAAACGCCCAUCGACCUUCUUAUACCAAACAAGACUUACUGCUUCUUUUCACACACCAUUAAGGCCCAGGAGGCCAACAUGCCAAUGUUAGAUGCUAUUCUAGCAAAGAACAUUCGUUUGUUAGACUAUGAGAAACUGAUGGAUGCGGAUGGCAACAGAGUGGUAGCUUUCGGCAAAUAUGCGGGUGUUGCGGGCAUGAUCAACAUUCUGCAUGGACUAGGUUUGCGAUUGCUGGCACUAGGGCAUCAUACACCCUUUAUGCACAUAGGACCCGCUCACAACUAUCGAAAUUCGAGUAUGGCUCGGCAGGCCAUUCGCGACGCUGGUUAUGAAGUGGCUCUUGGUAUGAUGCCCAAAUCACUCGGUCCUCUUACUUUCGUCUUCACUGGAUCUGGAAAUGUGUCACAGGGAAGUCAAGAAAUAUUCCAGGAGUUGCCCUAUGAAUAUGUCCCUCCUGAAAUGUUAAGGAAGGUGGCUGAACACGGAAGUCCAAAUAAAAUAUAUGGAUGCGAAGUUCGUCGGAGGCAUCACCUGGAGAGGAAGAACGGGGGAGGCUAUGACCACCAGGAGUAUGAAGAGCAUCCUGAAAGAUAUAUUUCAACCUUCGCCCAAAGAAUUGCUUCCUACACUUCAGUAUUGGUGAACUGUAUAUACUGGGCAGUUGACAGCCCAAAACUGCUGACCAUACCUGACGCAAAGCACCUGUUGUUACCGUCCAAUACACCAUGGUUGCCUAAGAGCAUUGGUGCACCUGCUCUACCUCACAGAAUGCUGGCAAUCUGCGAUAUAUCUGCUGAUCCUGGCGGCUCUAUAGAGUUCAUGAACGAAUGCACUACUAUAGAUACUCCAUUUUGCCUCUACGAUGCCGAUAGAAAUAAAGACACAAAAAGCUUUAAAGGUCCGGGUGUUUUGGUGUGUUCUAUAGACAAUAUGCCCACGCAGCUGCCACGAGAAUCUACUGAUUUCUUUGGAGAUCUUCUCUUCCCAUAUGCGGAAGAUAUUAUGAGGUCUGACGCGACUAAGCCCUUAGAAGAACACAAUUUCUCGUCUGUGGUCAAGGGGGCUAUCAUAACAAGUAACGGGAAAUUGACUCCUGACUUCGAGUAUAUCAAUGAACUUCGCAAUUCAAAUACACGAUCGCGACACAAGGUGGAGGGUAAUGAGCAGCAAGUACCUGUGGUGAUAAUGGGCAGCGGAUUGGUCUCCGCGCCUGUAGUCGAAUAUCUGGCCCGGGACAAAAACAUCGCCGUAACCAUUGCUUCGCAAGUGAAAGAAGAGGCGGAUGCUCUGGCGGAACGGUACGGCGUCCGGUCCGAGUACUUGGAGGCGAACGACGAGAUCGCUCUGCGGACGUUCGCAUCCAAGGCCCGCCUGGUGGUGUCGCUGCUGCCGUACGAUCUUCACGCCGCUGUUGCCAAGGCGUGCAUCAGCGCCCGCUGCCACAUGGUCACUGCUUCCUACGUCCGCCCAGAGGUCCAAGAACUACACAAGGAUGCUAAGGAAGCUGGAGUAACGUUACUUAAUGAAGUAGGACUCGACCCCGGCAUCGAUCAUCUGCUAGCUCUGGAAUGUAUCCAUGACAUUCAGAACCAUGGAGGAAGAAUUGACACAUUUGUGUCGUAUUGUGGAGGACUACCUGCACCGGAGUUCAGUGACAAUGCGAUGAGAUACAAGUUCUCAUGGAAUCCUCGUGGAGUUCUGCUUAAUACAAUUUCCGGGGCUAAAUACUUAAGCAAAGGACAGGUAGUCGAAGUCUUGGGCGGUGGAGAACUGAUGUCGGUGGCUCGAGAGUUGGAUUUCCUACCAGGUCUAGCAUUCGAAGGAUUCCCCAACAGAGACAGUACGAUCUACUCAAAACUAUAUGGAGUAGAGGAUGCGCACACGAUGUUCAGAGGCACUUUGAGGUAUCGAGGUUUUGCAGAGACAAUGAAGGCUAUGCAGUUCUUCGGACUCAUUGAUCCGAGCCCUCAUCCUUCAUUACAUCCCGAAGGUCCAAAACUUACAUGGAGACAAUUCGCUUGUGAACUCCUCGGACUGAUGGACUCAUCUAUAUUUUAUGAGAAUUUGAAGACAAAAUUAGCAGAAAGAAUUGGCAUUCAAGGUGCAAAUGCCUUGGAAUCAUUAGGACUUUUGAGUGAGGACCCAGUAGUUAAAUGUGGAUCUCCACUAGACACUGUUAGUAACUUCCUCGCCAAAAAAUUAGUAUUGGGCAAAGACGAGACCGACUUCGUGGUGCUUCGACACGAGGUGGGUGUCACGUGGAGCGACGGCAAGAAGGAGCGGCGCGAGAUCACGAUGACUGUGAGAGGGGACCCCGCCUCGCACACCGCCAUGGCCCGCACCGUUGGCCUACCUACUGCCAUCGCCGCCAAGAUGCUGCUGGACGGUGAGAUUCAAGAUCGCGGUGUGGUACUCCCGUUUUCGCCAGUCGUCUACAAGUCUCUGCUAUCAAGACUGCGAGCCGACGGCAUCACGGCGCGCGAAACCAGCACACCUCUCAAUUAAAGCAUAUUAUCAAUAAGCAUAACUACGUAAUAACCCCGAUGUACCUACGCUAUGAAACUAAAUCUUACCUUACAACAUUUUCUUCUCCACUCAAGAUGUCAUUAAACAUGAACCAAACUACAUGAGCAUGAUCAAUGCUAAAUUAUAGUUUUAAAUGCAUUAUAAUAAUAUAGGUAGACUUACUUAUCAUGAUUAAACUGAAAUACCUAUCUAGCUAAUUGAAAAUGUUACCUUUAAAUUCUUAUUAUAUAGAUAUAUAAAGAUAAAUGACUUAAAAAAGUUUCUUUGAAAUAUUUUAGUAAUAUUCAAUGUGCAGAGGUCCAGCGAAGCCAACUAUACAAAACAAAAGUGCGAGAUUUGUGGAGUGCAAGGUAAGCCUCACAGUGGCCGAUGAUAAAGUAAUAACAAUAAUAAUUUAUUGGCACAAUAAAAAUUGUACACAAUAUUUUAUAACAUCCGACAAUAAUAGAAAAUUCAUCCAACUGCAUGAAUGAUUCCAAAUACUACGACUAUAACUAAUACCCUACAUCUGUAUCAGUUGCAUGUACCUCAACCACUUAUACCCGCUUAGUUUCCACUGCAAAAGUAAAGCCAGAAAUGGAAGGGUAGACUGGAUAAACUUUUUAACUUUCAAAUAAGAAAGAGUUUUCCCGAAAAGUCUUAGUUCCUUGAAACCUCAUUAAAACUCUCGUGAUACUUACUACGCUCAGCAUUUGAAACACUUUAUUUACUUUAUCAUUACGAGAUAAAUGUAGUUCGUAAUGGGUCAACUUUAUUCACCGCGAAAGGCGAGGACAUUGGUUAGAUCUAAAUAAUUUUUACCCGGAAACGAUGAUUAGAUGCAAGGCUAUUAAUGUCAUCCGUGACUAACCUGAUAAUAAUUAUUUACCUUACUAAAGGAAUACUUUACUUCCGGAAAGCAAGCAGUUAGAACUUGUUUUGUCCUCAGAUAUAUUUCUUAGGGAGUUCCCUUGUUCCCAGUAGAGUAGGUACAGCAGUAGUAGGUUACCUAAGCUAAGGGCACACUAGCCGAAAUGUAGCUAUAGUACCAGUUGUAUUUUCAUUGUGAAUGACACCAUCUACUUGCUCGCCUCGGAAGAAUUUGCUUUUCACGAUAAAUCCGAAGUUAGUACUCUUAAGCUAAUUAUAUUAAUUUUAAUUGUGUGGUGUACAUAAGGUGUUCAUUCAUUCAAAGUUAUGGUAAGAUCUAUGCAAGUCACUUAACUAUAUACUAAAACUACUUCGGUAACUAAAACAUCAAAAUUGGAAGAUGUUAUUUCUCAACAUUUUCUUUAACACAAAACACGACCGACCAUUUGCGAAGUUUAAGCUAGCAGUUUGGCUCAGAGCGACACAUGCGAGGCUCACUGUAGUACCUUAACCCAGGCAGGGUUUCUUAAAGUCAUCAUCAUCAUAGCGUAUGGGCGAUGGAAUUGCGUCAUUCUAAACCUCAAUCUUCAAGUUUUUCAGCCAUUCUACGGCCACAGGCAUCAAUUCGUUGAGCUCCUUUAAGCUGCCAGGAAAACGGUACGGUAGGCUGUCUUCGAUAAGGUCCGGGGGGGCCCCGCACUCACAUGCUGGCACCCCGUAGGUAAAUCUUUAAAUAAAGCAGUUAUUAGAAAAUGUAAUGAAACCAUGGAUAGAAGUGAUUUUGUCUUUUUCUGUAAUAUUAUGUGACUGGGGUUUGUGGAUUUAUCCAUAUCCUGAAAGUGGUCUGUGACUGAAAGAGUUUGAGAAACACUGCCUUACUAGCCCAUUAUCAUUUAUUGUCGUCGAUAGUUCCGUGUGUGUACGCAUAUGUCUUUAAAAGAAUCAUUGUGAUUAAAUUGGUGAUAAGAUAAUUGAGGUUAAGUCAACAAUUGGUAUGAAUUGUGAAUUGUGUGUAUAACCUAAAUGAUAGUUUUUUUUUCCUUUUAUACCUACGCUACUGCCUGAUCGAUUAUACGAUAAAACAAUAGAAAUUUUAUAAGCACUAUAAGAAGCUGGGAUCUUGGAGUUAGAUGUUUACCAGCACAAAUAGUAAAUUUGAUUUAUGUUGUAAAUAUUUGUUACUUAAUGAUGUAUAAUAUUUUUAAGUGCUACAUAGGUUAAAAUGAGUUUUAUUUAUUUGGUACGUUUUUAAUAAAUGAUGACAAAUUAAA